Molecule: messenger RNA, 4107 nt
Organism: Brassica rapa (field mustard)
Lineage: Eukaryota; Viridiplantae; Streptophyta; Magnoliopsida; Brassicales; Brassicaceae
Product: peroxidase 57
Biological process (GO): response to oxidative stress; hydrogen peroxide catabolic process
Molecular function (GO): peroxidase activity; heme binding
Source: RefSeq, a predicted model, not a curated record
CACCAACCUUCCUUCUGCAUCUUUCUAUUCAAAAAAUCAAAAACUUCGAUCUUCCGAUUUCAAUUUCGUCUCAUCUCCGCCUUCUCAGCAAUGAACUCCGCUUUACAUUUUGCUUUUCCGGCGGCGAAUCCAACUUUUGUCUGCGGAAUCCGAUGUGUGACUGCUUCUCCUGGAUUACUCUGUUCCCGCUUAAGAGUCUUCUCUCUUCCUCCUCCUUAUUCUUCAUCUCUCAAGGCAGAGUCAUGUUUAAAAAGAGACGCGCACAGACAAAGAAGCAGUCUUGAGUCAUCAAUGUUCUGAGAGCCAAGUUAAUAUGUUGUGGUGGAAGUGGUAACAUUAUGUGUAAAACUUGUGGCGGGGCGUGGUCACUUAGGACACUGAUGAUGACUCUGAGGUUAAACUCUGUUUUCAAUCAUAUCAUGGCUUUUGUCAUCAAUAUAUCUCUGAUCUUAUUGCAGAGUCCUAUGUUUUUAGUUUCCACAUAUAGAUUUGUGUCCCUGUACUGAUGUAAUCUCGAGCCACAGAAAUGCACAACCUUGUAACAGACUGGCUAACUUCAUCUUCUCUUGUAAUGGUUUCGUAAAUGGCUGUGACUUAAGUCACUAAACCGAAAUUCUUUAGUGACUUUUAGAUGGAUGUCAUUCUUUUCCAGUGCAAGGAAGUAAGGAACUUUUUUUACUUAAAUUGAUGUAACUUUUUGAUGGAUUAAUAGAAGAAUGACCGAAAAAUUUACAUUUUACGGGAAGAAGUUAUGCCAGAAAUCAUUAAUAACAACAAAAGCCCAACAUCAGUUCCGGUCCAAAGGAGAUAAUAAACUACACUUUUUAGGCCUUUGAACCCAAUAACAACACUGUAACCAGUCUUUCUUCUCUUUGAUCCAUAAACUUAGAUAUAGUUUUUAAGUUUGAAACAAGUUCCUUCAGGAGAUUUCAUGUGCUUCCAGUUCAAACUUCAAACUAGUUUGUUAGUGAACUUGUGUUUUUUUUUUUAGAUCUUAUUUUCCGUUGUAAAUUCUUAACAUCACAUUAUUCUUAUUAUUGUAAAUUAUUUUGGCCAUCUUGAAAAAUAUAAACAAAAGACACUACUACGCAUAUAGAUUCCAUCAGCUGAUUUAGCUGGCCCGAAAAAUACAAAAUGCAUUGAGACCACAUUGCUUGACCUAAAUUUAAAAUAUCAUCUGACUAAUGAUAAGAGUAGCCAAAUGCAUUCAACCAAAAUCUAUGUGGACCAAUUCUCAAAUGUAAACUAACAAAAACAACAUCAAUUUUGUUCUCAACAUAAAUCAAAUCCAUGGCAUAUCAAUUACGCCCGUGCCCCAAACGCCCUUACAACUAAACUAUCACUACUCACUGCUAUCUUCACAAAGAAUUUUCUUUUAAAUUUUGAAGAAGGAAACGAGUCAUAUAGACAUAUGGUAUGCACAUUAUUGCAAGCAUAUCAUCAGUGUCGCCCGUGACAGCUUCUUUGCACAACUCGCCACGAAACCGGCUUUGAAUUAGUUUAAUAAACCAUAUAAUGUAAGCAUCAAUGAUACUAUUUCCCAACAUCAUUGUCGCUUUGAUCAAGUAUACCAUUUCCCUUCUUUUCCUCAUCAUGUACCGGAUUUUGGGGUUACGUAUAUUUAUGGAUUUUAAUGUUAAAAGGUAAUUUAAGUGUAUAUAAAUUUCCAAAUUUUCAUUUGUAAAAUUCAAAAGGGUUUAUAUUUGUAAAAGAACUGCACUUUAAAGUCCAUGCAUGCUUAUUUUUUGAUUUGUUGGAAAUUAAUUUACAAGUCAUAUUUUUUCGCUUUAUUUUAACGCUGGAUUACAACUAAAAUCCAUGAACUGAUAUUAAUUAAAAAAUUAUGAUCAUAAAUAUAAUAUAUUUUUUUUCAGUUACAAAAUUUUUUUUUGAAAAUUUCAAUACACACAAUAUUUACGGACACUUUAAAAUUUAUCAAUAAAUCGAAACUAAAAUUAGUCUAUCUUCUUUAGGCAUGACGUAUACGGUUUAACAACAAGUUGAUCCUUUCAAUUCUAACGACUAAUGGUAAUAUAAUUUGACGACUAAACAAAUUAAUUACCCAACCUGUGUGUACAUGACAUGGAACACUUGUUGUGUGGUAUAUAUGCUUUGAUGUAUUAUUCGGUUAAUCGUCUAUUCAAUAAAGCAAAAUCCAUUAAGAAGAGUUUUAAAAAUUUAAAUAUUGUCUCUAUACGUAAGUUGUUGUGGUGCAAUUAUAUUCGGUUGUUAAGUUACAAAAAAAAAUUUAUAUUCGGUUGUUGUACAUGUGCAAUUGACUAAAAUUAAAUGAAACCGAUACAAUUAAAGGUAAUGUCUAAAAAUUAAAUCGUAUUAUUCUCAAUCAUAUUUGGGUCAAUUUUCUCAAUCAUAUAAAAGUCUUAUUAAUUUUAUAAUGUAUAUAAUAUUGAAAUAUGUAUGUUAGAGCCAAGUAGUUUUAAAGAAAACCCUGUUUAAGGUACUUUCAUAUGAUUUAAUUAAAUAACUCUUUUUAAUUUUAUCGACCUAAACAUUUUAAAAAAAAUCGAAACCGGCAAAGAAAAACUGAAAGUGAUAUAUAUUACGAUGAUACUGCCACCUUCUCGACCAUGUAAUUAAUUAAAAUUCUUCAUUUAUCAACAUAGCUGGAUCAAAUCUUCAGCAUAUAAGUGUAAAGUAUAUUAAUAAAAAUUAGUUUAAAAAAAGUAUAUUAAUAAAAAAUUACAACAUGGCGAAAGGAAUGUUCACUAAGUCGCUCGCACGCCUUUGCAAACGUUUCUAAAGCUUAUUUCUCUCAAAUUGAUAUAACCUUUGACUUUCGCAUGUCUUCGGCACAAACAGGAGAUGUUUUAGUUUUAAAAACUCAAAUUAUAUUUUCUAGCGGUUGAGUUUUUAGUAUAUAUACCUUAUGGUUGAUCACAAAUGUCUUACAAUCCCUUCCACAAGAAGCAAAAGAAAAAUACUUCGAAGAAAAACUUCUUAUCAACAAAAAUGAUGAAGUUUUCUUCUCUUCUUGUGCUUUUCUUUAUUUUCCCGAUCGCAUUGGCCCAACUGCGAGUCGGAUUUUAUAGCCGGUCAUGCCCUCAAGCCGAGACUAUCGUACGCAAUCUGGUGCGCCAACGGUUUGGUGUUGACCCAACCGUAACUGCUGCUUUGCUCCGUAUGCACUUUCACGACUGUUUCGUUAGGGGCUGUGACGCUUCCCUUCUCAUUGACUCAACCAACUCUGAGAAAACGGCCGGACCAAACGGAAGCGUUAGAGAAUUUGACCUGAUUGACCGCAUCAAGGCUCAGCUAGAGGCUGCGUGUCCCUCCACGGUCUCAUGCGCUGACAUCAUCACAUUAGCGACACGUGACUCCGUGGCGUUAGCUGGAGGCCCGAGCUACAGCAUCCCCACGGGAAGGCGCGAUGGUUUGGUCUCAAACAAUGUUGACGUGGCCCUUCCGGGUCCAACAAUCUCUGUCGCCGGAGCCGUCAGUUUGUUCACCAACAAAGGGAUGAACGUAUUCGACGCUGUGGCUCUUCUGGGUGCACAUACCGUUGGUCAGGGAAAUUGUGGUCUAUUCAAUGACAGGAUCACUAAUUUCCAGGGCACCGGACGACCUGACCCGUCCAUGGACCCAGCCUUGGUUUCCAGCUUAAGGAACACAUGUAGAAACAGCGCGUCAGCGGCACUAGACCAGUCGACUCCACUAAGGUUCGACAACCAAUUCUUCAAGCAGCUCCGUAAAAGGAGAGGAGUGAUGCAGGUUGACCAGCGGCUCGCAACAGACCGUCAGACUCGUGGUGUUGUGGCUCGAUAUGCUAACAACAAUGCCUUCUUCAAACGUCAGUUUGUUAGGGCAAUGAUAAAGAUGGGAGCCGUUGAUGUGCUUACCGGUCGUGCUGGUGAGAUUAGGAGAAACUGCAGGAGAUUCAACUGAUGACCUUGAUGAAUUACUACUAAAUGUGGACGUAAUUAUAUUUUAUAUUUUCAAGUCUUAUUUAUGUUUCUAAAUCAUUUUUGUGUGUGUUUGUUGGAUUUUUGUUGCUUAAAUAUUUUUUCGUGAAUUGGAUAUAUAGUUUCAUUUCUCGAAAAAUAUAACUAUAUGUUGGUCUGAAUAUUGAAGAUGUAUCUUAUUCUUAUU